Molecule: messenger RNA, 541 nt
Organism: Phacochoerus africanus (Common warthog)
Lineage: Eukaryota; Metazoa; Chordata; Mammalia; Artiodactyla; Suidae
Product: keratin-associated protein 10-3-like
Exons: 2
Coding region: 1-522 (173 amino acids)
Cellular component (GO): keratin filament
Source: RefSeq, a predicted model, not a curated record
AUGGCCGCCUCCACCCUGUCCGCCUGCUCCAGCAACCUGAGCUACGGCAGCCACUGGGACGACUGUCCAGAGAGCUGCUGCGAGCCCCCCUGCUGCGCCCCCAGCGGCUGCACCCCCGCGCCCCGCCUGGCCCUCGUCUGCACCCCGGCGAGCUGUGAGCCCAGCCCCUGCCUGUCAGGCUGCACCAGCUCCUGCACCUCCUCCCCCUGCCAGCCGGCCUGCUGUGUGCCCAUCUGCUGCAGGCCCGUCUGCUGCGAGGCCUGCCCCUGCUCGGCCGCCUCGUGCUGCCAGCCCAGCCCCUGCCCCUCGUCCUGCUGCAGACCCUCGUCCUCCGUGUCUCUCCUCUGCCGGCCCGUGUGCCGCCCCGCCCGCUGCAUGCCCGUCUCCUCCUGCGGGGCCCCCGCCUCCUGCUGCCAGCCCAGCUGCUGCCGCCCGGCCUCCUGCGUGUCCCUGCUCUGCCGCCCCACGUGCUCCCGCCCCGCCUGCUGCGUGCCCGCCUCGGCCUGCGAGUCCUGCUGCUGACCGGGCCCGUCCCCCCGGG